AUGUUGACCGACGUUGAACUCAGAGAGGAUACUACUCCCCCACUACAUUUGAGAGAGGAAGCUUUGGAAGAGCAAAAACGACCAGAUACAGCCGAGCAACAGGAGCUAUCUUUUGACAAAGCAAACACUACACGAUCUGGAUGCAUUGCCGCCGUUUCGAUGGGCGCUACCCUCUCGCUUCUUUGCUUCAUUUCUGGAAUCUACCUUCUUAUAACCGAUCAGACAACGCUCGGCGCUUUGACAUCCUUCUCUCUUGGAGGACAAGAAACUCUGGCUUUGGCGAUCAACGCUAUACUGGCACUAUGCACCGAUGGUAUGAUGUUUGCGCAUUCUGUCUCCUUACGUUGGGUAUUGUAUCGAGAACAGCGCCUGGAGUUCAACACCAGUAUCCGGCUCUUCACCAGCUCUCUCAAAUUUGGGCCGAAUAGGUGGUAUAUCAACUUGUUGGCUUUGGCUUGUUUGGUGUUAUCAUAUGCCUCUUCGUCCAUUCUGCUGUUGUCUAAUCAAGUCGUUCCGCAACCUGAGGCCCAAGACAAAUCCUCGGUCCUCAUCAACGCCACAGCUUUGGUAGCAUUGGGUUUUGGUCUCGCUGGCCAAGCCAUCAUCGCCGGAUGGUGCCUGAUUUCUAGUCGCAAUCUCGUACCGACAUGGAGCUCCAAUCCUCUCAACACCGCAUCGGUCCUGGUGCAGAAAGGUGACCUUACUCACCACCCGGGAAGAUGUAUGAUAUCAGUCCACCAAAAAGACAUGCCAAACCAAGGGAUUUAUGCUACGAAGCAACAGGGAAGCAUGCUUCAAGUACAGAGUGAGGUGCGAUACAUUCUUGCUUUGUUAUGGUCGCUCGCUAUUUUGGCCGUUGCAUGGCCCAUCACCAUCGCUGCUCUGUCCAAGUCCAUUGGAAACGCCAGUGCCGUUGGUCAAAAUUACGAGCCUUCUUGUUGGAGACUUGGCUUCGAUUGGCACCAGAGCUCAUUGCCGUGCUCUCGAAACUUUGUGACACUUUAUUUGUCCCCAUAUGCAAAUGACCACAAUCCAAGCUCAGCAACGUUCUCAUAUGGCGCUGAAGCGGUACUCUGCGUUCUUUUUGUCUGUCUGAUCCAGGUUCUUCAGACAGUUGCAUUGCACUGCCUAGAGCUGCUCGUCAACUUGGCCAGAGACGAAGCUACUUGGCGACAGGCUUGUUGUGAGAGAAAAAAGGCUCCAGGGACCCAGUUAGCCACGAAUGCGUUCCUUGCAGCCGCGUCGAGCUGGGAGAACAGUGUUUUGUUUGUAGCCAAAUCACUGCUGCACUGGAUAAUUGGGCAGAGCCUGAUACCUUCUAUUUCCAUUGAAGACGCUAAAAAACACGAAUCAUACUUCUCUGUCGCUGUCGAAGACCUGCAGCUCAAACACGGGUUCCAGUUUGAUAUGGUGUACUCGCGACUGAUUAUAUAUGCUGUACUAGCUAUCCUUUUGGCCACUUUUUCAACCUAUCUUGCUCUCAAGAGAUCCAAAGGGUGCCAACCUGCUGCGCUGGGCCAUUUACAGACUCUUGCCGACCUCGUCGACGAUUGGAAGACGGACCAAGAUGGUCGAAUGUGGUGGGGAGACAAGACCAUGGAUGAGGCCUGUCAGCUUCGGCAUGCUGGAACAUGCCCAGAUAAGACUAUGCUUCGCCCCAUAUGUGCUGCUAGGUAUGCCGGUGGUAUUCCGGUGCCUAACUAA
Messenger RNA from Penicillium verhagenii, 1704 nucleotides. RefSeq lists its product as uncharacterized. The transcript has a single exon. The record is from RefSeq and is a predicted model, not a curated record. NCBI's taxonomy places the organism in Eukaryota, Fungi, Ascomycota, Eurotiomycetes, Eurotiales, Aspergillaceae. The coding region runs from base 1 to 1704 and encodes 567 amino acids.